Elgaria multicarinata webbii is the source of this 2300-nucleotide messenger RNA. It is a transcript of the gene PPM1M, whose product is annotated as protein phosphatase, Mg2+/Mn2+ dependent 1M. Lineage: Eukaryota; Metazoa; Chordata; Lepidosauria; Squamata; Anguidae. The record is from RefSeq and is a predicted model, not a curated record. Gene Ontology annotation, molecular function: protein serine/threonine phosphatase activity. Gene Ontology annotation, biological process: protein dephosphorylation. The transcript has 10 exons. The coding region runs from base 57 to 1460 and encodes 467 amino acids.
GAGCGGGUGAGGCGGCUGCUGUGGCGGCGGCGGGCGGCCCUCAGGGACUUUGUUUCAUGUCUUCGGACUGGUUUAAGAGGCGCUUCUUGAGCAGCGGGAGCACGGCGAGGCGAGGGAAAGACACGCCUCAGCCGCAGCAAUUGCAAGGAGGGUUUCCGAAGCAGCCGCAGCCGCCUCUGCUGUACAGACGGCCCAAAUUCCUGCACGGAGCUUCUGACACGGGGGAGAGGCAGCCUGGCAAGCGACCCGUCUGUUGUCCGUCCCGAGACAGGCCUCUCCAGUGGAACACGGGCUAUGCAGAAACCAUCAAUGCAGAAAAAUCAGAAUUCAAUGAAGACCAAGCAACAUGCUGUCAGAUCUCCAUCAGGAAGAGGGAAUAUGGCAAAGAAGAGGAUCAGGAAUGGCUGAUUUUGUGCUCCGCUGAGUAUCUGACUGGCUAUUACUGGGCACUGUUUGAUGGUCAUGGUGGCCCAGAAGCAUCAAUUAUGGCCUCCAACUACCUGCAUUAUUGCAUCAAGCAGAAACUAGAGGAUGUGGUAGAAGGCAUUACUGAAAACAGUCCCCCGAUGCACCUCAAUGGACAGUGUGUUUGCCAAAGUGAUCCACAGUUUGUAGAAGAAAAGCAAAUCCGGCGGGAAGAUGUGGUGAUCGGAGCAUUGGAAAAUGCCUUCCAGGAGUGUGAUGAGGUGAUUGGUCAGGAGAUGGAAAGUGCCAACCAAACAGGAGGCUGCACUGCACUAGCUGUACUUUAUCUUCAGGGAAAGCUCUAUGUGGCAAAUGCAGGCGACAGUCGAGCACUCCUUGUUCGAAGACAAAGCAUUGUUCCUUUGAGUACUGAAUUCACCCCUGAGUCAGAAAGGCAGAGAAUUCAGCACCUGGCUUUCAUGUACCCAAAGCUCCUGGCAGGUGAAUUCACACGCUUUGAGUUUCCAAGGAGACUGAAAGGAGAUGAUGUGGGCCAGAAGGUCUUGUACCGGGAUUACUCCAUGGAAGGCUGGGGAUACAAGACAGUGGUGAAAGAGGACCUCAAGUACCCCCUUAUCCAUGGACAUGGAAAACAGGCUCGUUUGCUCGGCACCCUGGCUGUGUCUCGAGGCCUGGGGGAUCAUCAGUUGAAAGUAAUUGAAACAGAUGUUGAAGUCAAGCCUUUCCUCUCCUGUAUUCCAAAGGUGGAAGUAUUUGACUUAACCACACAAAAUAUUAAGGAAGAUGAUGUCCUGAUCAUGGCAACUGACGGCCUUUGGGAUGUUAUGUCCAACGAAGAUGUGGCCCAAAUCGUCAGGAAUUUUUUCCAAGACAAGGCAACUGACCCAUACAGGUUUUCAGAACUGGCUGAAUGCCUGGUGGAGAAAGCAAGGGGGAAGAAGGAUGGAUACUAUUGGACUAUGGACAGUAACAUUCCUGCUUCUUAUGAUGAUAUUUCUGUGUUUGCAAUUCCAUUGUACAAUAAGGAGUACUAAGUGCCCUCUUACUACCAGGACAUGUUACUGCAAUUUGGAUAUUACUGCUGUUACUGGGACCAAAUCCAGAACUACAGCUACUAUUAAAAAAUAAUCCCCCAUCUUCAUCCUUUGAAAGUAACAUCAGAAAAGGCAAUAUCUAAUACCAUUACUUAUUCCCAUGACAUGAAGACUCUAGAAGGUUUUGGACUAAAAUGGCAUACCAAUUCUACUUAUGCGAGCAGACUGUUAAAUCUGUAAAUCACUUCGAAGGCAGAGCAUGCUGACUUUUCAUAAGUUCUAGGUCAAUAUUUAAGUGGAGCAAGGUUGUUUUCCUCUGGACAAGUUUUUGCAGUAUUUAUCAUCAAAGGAAUGGCACACAGACAGCAAUAUGAAAUUAACAUGUGGUGCUAUUCAUUUUAGUCAUAAGAUUGGAUUUUAAGUUUUGUAUCUUGGCUGAAGCGGAAAUGCCAAGGAACAAAGUAAAAUGGUAAGAGGAAAUGUCAUUCAGUGCCACUUGCAAAGACCCUUCUAGUUGAUUUUUAUACAGUUGCACAGACCUAAUUUACAGGAAAUGUGUAGCGUUACUGAAGGGAACUAGUGUAAUAUUUUGUAAAGUUGCUAACUUGGCUGUAAAAUAUCAGGUCAAAUCUACUAAAGCAAGUGUAAUGCCUAAUAGGGCAGGGGACAUUUGAUACUUGUAAUUUUAGAAGUAUUUUAUUUUAUCUUUGUACUUUUGCAAUAUGUCCAUAACUAGAUUGGAUAUUAAAUUGUGGCUUAUGCCUGCUUUGUUAUAGAAAACCAGCAAUAUUAUGAAGGUUACUACCAUGACUUAAAAUAUAUACCUUUAUUGAAGACAAA